UUCAAUUCAUCCUGCGCCUAAUUUCAUUCACAGGUGCUUAAAAUAGUAGGCCUUUCUUCAGUGGGUGGCCUCGGCAAGUAACUGUUCAUAUCUUUCUCUCUCUCUCUUCUUCUUCUCCGAGGACUGCUAGUAUAAAAAGGAGAAGCUCUUGGUGCUGUCAUUCUGCAAGAAAAAGGGGAGCUCAAGAGGACAGAGGGGGUGGUGUUCCCUAACGGGAGCCACAGGCCGCCAUGGACAUGGAGCUUGAGCAUGGAGGGGAUGAGGAGGAGACACGGAGCGAAUCGUCCAAGAGGAGCUUGGGUGCUUCGUCGGAUGCUACCGUUAGCAGCACAGCAAGCAAGCUGCAAGCUCUGAGAUUUGCAGAGGACCUCUCCCUGCCAUCGGUGCAGGUUGUGGUGAUGAGCGCCAACAUGGGGUGCUCGCACUGCCGACAGCGCGUCGCCAACGUCGUCUCCAAGAUGAACGCAGGGCUGCUGGAUUACAUGGUGGAUUUCGGGAAGAAGGAGGUGACGGUGAGGGGGAAGGUGGCGCACACCAAGAAGAGGAGGAAGCACAAGAAUCCCUUCGCGGCAGGCUGGGAGACCAAGUCGUCGGCGUCGCCCGGUCAUGGCAGGACGACGCUCUCCUGGUUCUUGGGAUGCUACGCCUCGUAGUAGCUAGCAGUAUACUAGUCUAUACUACCACACCUAUAGGAGUAUGUGUUAUAUAAAUAUUAAUUGUAACCUUUUGUUAUCCUCUUGUAAUUCUUUCCUUGCUUUUUUUUUCCUUUUGCCAUUAUUUUUUUACUGUAUUCAGAAAAAUAAUGUAGCUGUAGUAAUUGUAAUGCGGCUGCCAUUGUAAAUGCUAUGCACGUGCGCGUGCUCCCCGAUCCUCCACA
Molecule: messenger RNA, 877 nt
Organism: Setaria italica (foxtail millet)
Lineage: Eukaryota; Viridiplantae; Streptophyta; Magnoliopsida; Poales; Poaceae
Exons: 3
Coding region: 231-653 (140 amino acids)
Molecular function (GO): metal ion binding
Source: RefSeq, a predicted model, not a curated record